UGUCUGCGGCUCAGUGUGCAGGCUGUCUAGGUGCCGCUCAGCAGCACUGACGUGGACUCGAACCUGAGACCCGUUGUUGUCUCUGAGCUCCUGUCUGUCCCUCAGAGACUCAUGCUGUGAGUUGUCUCUGACCCUGCGGUGGCUGCUGGGAAAUAAAGUCUCUGUCGUGAAAACGUCUCUGAAACUGUCCGGAGAAAUGUCAGCUGUCAGCUCGGACCAGAUCCAGAGCAGAACCGGAGCCGAGCCGGAGCACCAGGAGGCCGGCAUCCUGCAGCCGCAGACCGUGUUCGUCCUCCUGGACUCGGCUGAAAGUAUCAACCUGGUCCGGGUGGAGUCUGGGAUCGUGGCUGACAUCGAGGUGGACAGUUUGCUGCCGUCAGACUGUGACACCUUCUACCAGAUCAAGAGUCAACCAAUCAGCAUCAGUACAUCAACAGCAGCUUCCUCCUCUUCAUCCUCACUGCCGUCAACCAUGUCCUCAAGGGUUUUGAUGCGUCAGGAUUUGAUGCGACAGCAGGCCCUGGAGGAGGAGCAGAAGGAGGCACAGCAGCAGCUCCUGCACUCCAGCGACUCGUCCUCCCCCAUCUGUGUCUCUGUGUCCUCCUCCAGCAGACCUCCUGCUCAGGUCCCUGUGGAGGUGCUCAAGGUGCAGACUCACCUGGAGAACCCCACCAGGUAUCACAUCCAGCAGGCGCAGAGGCAGCAGGUCCGUCAGUAUCUCUCCACCACAGCCAAUCUGGACCCAGCUAGACCCACACCAAGCCACUCCCCCCAGCCGGGCUCCGCCCUCAAACUGCAGCCCGCAGACAACAGCCGGAAAAAGGAGAUGGAAGAGACUGUCAUCAAUGACAUCAUCAGCCUGGAAUCAAGCCUCAAUGACGAGUUUCUGACGCUGAUCGACUCUGGACUGCAGCUCGCCAACACGCUGCCAGUGUCGGGGAAUGUGCUGGACGUGUACGGCAGCAGUGGAGGGAUGGCCACGCCCACCCUCACCGUUAGCAACAGUUGCCCGGCGGACCUGCACGCCGUCAAGAAAGAGCUGAGCGGUGGGUGUCACACAGACUUCUAUACUCAUGUGGAGGCCAAAGCUCUGAUCAAAGAGAGACAAAAAAAAGACAACCACAACCUCAUUGAGAGGAGGAGGAGGUUCAACAUCAACGAUCGCAUCAAAGAACUCGGAGACCUCAUCCCCAAAUCCCCCGACCCGGAGACCAGGUGGAACAAAGGAACCAUCCUGAAGGCGUCGGUGGAUUAUAUCCGCAAACUGCAGAAAGAACAGCAGAGAGCUCGAGAGAUGGAGGACAGACAGAGGAGGCUGGAGAACACCAACCACUCCCUGCUGCUCCGCAUACAGGAGCUGGAGCUUCAGGCUCGCCUCCAUGCCUUCUCCUCCUCCUCCUCCUCCUCACCUCUUCCCGCCUCCUCCUCCUCCUCCUCUCUGGACCCCCAGACCCUACUCUCCCCCCCACUGCCUCUCCCCUUCUCCUCCCCCUCUUCCUCCUCCUCGCUGGUGACCCCCUCCCUGGGUCUGGAUGCCCUGAGCUUCGUGGACCUGGACGAGCCUCGGGGGGCGUCCGCCGUCUUCUCCCCGGACCUGCUGUCCGACGUGGGUCUGACAGAGCUGGGGGACAUCCUGAUGGAGGAGGGGGGAGGCGGGGCGAUGUCCGACCCCCUGCUGUCCUGCGGAGCCUCAAAGACCAGCAGCAGGCGGAGCAGCUUCAGCAUGGACGAGGACCACUGAUGACAUCAUCGCGCACGCGGGGAUCUGAUUGGCUGGAGCUUUUUUUGAUUUGCCGGAACUUUUUUUAAUCAAUGACAUCAUCAAAACAAACAACGCACAAACGUGACAUCACAGGAAACAACUGUGUCCUCCAGUGUAACCACGGUAACCACUGUGUCCCCUACAAUGUAACCUACAAUGUAACCAUGGUAACCGCAGAGUCCUCACCGGUAACCACGGCAACUGCUUCCUCCCGCAGUGUAACCGUGACGUUCCUAUAAUAACAUUUAUGUCCCUGUGUGUAACCAUGGUAACUCUUGCGUAACUCCAGAGUAACCAUGGUAACAGCUGCGUCCUAGAGCGUGACGACAGACGAGUUCGGCCCAGAAAGGACAGACUGAACACAAUGAACAAACUCACAGCUGAUUGGCUGUUGGAGCUGGUCUGAGCUGCAGGUGAGGUCCCGAAGCAUAAGUAACUAAUUGACUCAUUAAUUACAGUUGAAUGAACUAUUAAUAAAAUAUUCAAUAUUUAUUUAAAACAAAACCGGACCCGAACCCGACCUAUAGCAGCAGUUUUGGGCCCGAACCUGGCGGGUCGUGUCGGGUCCAUUCAGGUUCAGCAGAGAAUCAAAGCUCUGAUCCAGACAGACUAUUAAAUCAGUCAGUUUUCACUGUCUCUGUGUUAAUGCUCACCUGCAGCUCGUAGCCACGCCCCCAUCAGUGAUGUCACAACAGGUGAACUUGAUAUUGGUAAAUCAUAUUGAUCAGACUGAAGGAGGACGCCACGAUGAAUCCACAGUUUCUGAUAACAGAGAAAAACAAAUAUUUUCAUUAAAGUUUUUUAAAUGUAAAUAAAUAAUGUACAUAAACAUAAAUCUUUAAUCUAUAAUCUAUAAUCUAUAAUCGUGUGUGCUGGAAAAACUGAGCAGAUGUUUCAAGGAAGGAGCAGAGGAGGUCUGAUCAGCUUCAUUAUUGAUCUUUUAUUACUGAUGUCUGCGUAUAUUCAGAGGAAACUGAAGGGAAACUGUACAUCAUCAUCAUCAUCAUCAUCAUCAUCAUCAUCAUCAUCAUUGUCUGCUCUCAUUAAGGACUCGUUAACGUCCUGCUGAUUUUUUUUUAUUCUGGUUUCAGAGAUAAAAUCAUUUUUCACUGUUUCAUAAUUAAUUAGGGACCGAGCCAGAGACCGCUGGGAGGUCCCUAUUGUAAUUGGUCCGUUUAUUAUUAUUACGCUUAACCCUCUUUCACUGCAUUUUUGACCCCCUGAACAUAUACUUCGUGUUAAUUUUAUUUGGCACAUUUGUCGGGCCUGUUGCGAUAUCGGAUAUUCUGUGUGUCACAUUCAAGUCGGCCACUAGGAAGGCCACUAGGUGGCGCUCCUUUUAGGCAAAGUUUGAGAGGCUAAUAACUCCAGCAUCAUUUGUCUCACAUUAAAAAACCUUAUAUCCAUGCAUUCAGUGAAUGGAGCUGAAUCUCCCUAUAUAGGCCACGCCCACCUGCGCCUGUUUUUUUUCCGCUACAGCGCAAAAUGUCCAAAAACGACGUUUUCGUGUUCCAUCCAUGCCUUUCGUCCGAUUAGCACAAAACGUUGCACGUAGCAUGUGGAGACUGUCCUGGCAAAAAAAGUAAUUUAAAGUAUUUUGAUAUUUCAAAGAAUAAGCACGUUAUAAAAUUAGCACUUCCUGUUGAUUUUUUGGGUCUUGGGUCCAUAGUUCAUCAUGUCUUCAUGAGGCACCUUGCAAAAUUUCACUUCAUCGCCUCAAGGUUUUAAAAUGAAGUAGUUUAUAUCUCUGCAUCGGCAAGUGUGAUUAAAACUAAACUUGGUAGGAUGCUUCCCCAUGGCUCCCUGAUGGUCCCCUAAAAAGGAAAAAAAAUCAGGCCACUAGGUGGCGCUCUGGUGGCAGGGUAAAUCACUGUGCGGAGACCGUAAUAGUUCUGAAUAUGAAAUUCACAGGGCACGUGUAGACUGGUGCCUGAAGCUCACAUACCAAAAAUCGUGUUUGCCGUGUUUGUAGCGCCCCCUACAUGAUUUUAAGAAAGCAGCCCUGGUGCUACGUUUCGCUGAUAUGUAUGAAACUCGGUAGGCAUGUGUAAGGUGCUGGGACGUACAAAAAAGCCUCUUGGACCCAUAUCCCAAAUCCCACAGGAAGUCGGCCAUUUUCAUUUUUAAUUGUCACUCACGGGGUCCAUUUUGUGGUCAUUUUCACUGUUUGGGCUUGUAUUUGAACGAACUCGUCCUAGAGAAUUUCUCGGAUCUGCUUCACAUUUGGUCAGUAAAGUCAGAACAUGUUGCUGACUGAACGCCGUGCUUUUUGUGACUGUACGUUGAAGGGCGUGUCCGUGUCAACUGCUAGGUUAGCUAACCUAACACUUCGCUAUAGCUGUCUUGUUUGUGUUCAUUUUAUUUAGUUCAUAGCCGACAGCUAGCUUAGCAUGCCAGAAAACUGACAAGCUAGCUAUUAGUGUAACUACAGACUAGACUGUUAGCUAUGAAACAAGCUAACUGUUAGCUAUGAAACAAGCUAACUGUUAGCUAUGAAACAAGCUAACAGUUAGCUAUGAAACAAGCUAACAGUUAGCUAUGAAACAAGCUAACAGUUAGCUAUGAAACAAGCUAACUGUUAGCUAUGAAACAAGCUAACAGUUAGCUACGAAACAAGCUAACAGUUAGCUAUGAAACAAGCUAACAGUUAGCUAUGAAACAAGCUAACUGUUAGCUAUGAAACAAGCUAACAGUUAGCUAUGAAACAAGCUAACUGUUAGCUAUGAAACAAGCUAACUGUUAGCUAUGAAACAAGCUAACUGUUAGCUAUGAAACAAGCUAACAGUUAGCUAUGAAACAAGCUAACAGUUAGCUACGAAACAAGCUAACUGUUAGCUAUGAAACAAGCUAACUGUUAGCUACGAAACAAGCUAACUGUUAGCUACGAAACAAGCUAACUGUUAGCUACGAAACAAGCUAACAGUUAGCUACGAAACAAGCUAACUGUUAGCUACGAAACAAGCUAACAGUUAGCUAUGAAACAAGCUAACUGUUAGCUAUGAAACAAGCUAACUGUUAGCUAUGAAACAAGCUAACUGUUAGCUAUGAAACAAGCUAACAGUUAGCUAUGAAACAAGCUAACUGUUAGCUACGAAACAAGCUAACAGUUAGCUAUGAAACAAGCUAACUGUUAGCUAUGAAAAGCUAACUGUUAGCUAUGAAACAAGCUAACUGUUAGCUAUGAAACAAGCUAACUGUUAGCUAUGAAACAAGCUAACUGUUAGCUAUGAAACAAGCUAACUGUUAGCUAAAGCUGCUUUUUAAACAUUUAAAUGAAACAUUGACAGAAAGAAACAGAUGUGACCUCACAGAUGUGACCUCACAGAUGUGACCUCACAGAUGUGACAUGAGAUGAUGUCAGCGGUGUGAUGCACCAGCAGUAACUAUGGCAACAGCAGCAGAACUGUAGAUCCAACAUGGCUGCCGGCUCAGCUGUCAGUCAUCAGAUGUAAAAAAGGGAUUUCUGUUUUUCUUUUAUUGUUGUUGUUGUUUUGAUUGAUGACAUUUAUGUUUACAAACAUCCAGUUUAUAGUUUAUGUAGUCUGAAUAUGAUCAUGUUUGUUUUUAUAGAUUCUUUUAUAUAGAAAUAAAUCAUUUAAUAAAAAACAUUUGUUCUUUGA
Molecule: messenger RNA, 5382 nt
Organism: Dicentrarchus labrax (European seabass)
Lineage: Eukaryota; Metazoa; Chordata; Actinopteri; Moronidae
Gene: tfe3a
Product: transcription factor binding to IGHM enhancer 3a
Exons: 11
Coding region: 197-1741 (514 amino acids)
Biological process (GO): regulation of transcription by RNA polymerase II
Cellular component (GO): nucleus
Molecular function (GO): protein dimerization activity; RNA polymerase II cis-regulatory region sequence-specific DNA binding; DNA-binding transcription factor activity, RNA polymerase II-specific
Source: RefSeq, a predicted model, not a curated record